GCACUCAUAGAAAGUCAUUUACGAAACAUUCAGAACGUGAUUCGUCUGACAAAAGGCAAUCUGGAGGCCCUGAACGCCCGGUUCGCCCACCACCAGCACCCGCCCUCCAUGUAUAUCGCAGAGUACGAGGACCUGACGUUAAAAAGCAAUCUGGAGGCCCUGAACGCCCGGUUCGCCCACCACCAGCACCCGCCCUCCAUGUAUAUCGCAGAGUACGAGGACCUGACGUCCAAACUGAACGAGUUUCAGAGACAGGAGGAGAAGCUGUUGGAACUGAUCGCCGAUUACGGCGACCUCGAGGACUCGCCCAUUGACAUCGAUGGCCACAACUACGAGCUGUUGGCGACCGCCAGUUCCGGGUCCUGCAGUAGUAGUAGUAGUAGUCAACCGCGGACUCCGAAGCUGAAGCCAGUGAUUCGGGCACACCUUCCCAAUCAACAGCGCACUACUGUUCCCGUAUAUCCGGGACAGACAGUACGCGAGGCGUUGGCCAAAGCCAUGAGGAGACGCCGACUCACGCCUGAGAUGUGCUCUGUCUUCAUAUACCACAACAAACAACCCAUCGAAUGGGACACAGAUAUAGCAUUACUGGAGGGACAGGAGAUUUUAGUCGAGACUCGCGAACGGUUCCCAAUCCAGACGAGUAUUUCGCACAAUUAUGUUCGCAAAACAUUCUUCACGUUAGCGUUCUGUGAGUGCUGUCAUCGGUUCCUAUUCCACGGCUUCCGGUGCCAGACGUGCGGCAUUCGGCUCCACCAGCGGUGCGCCAACGCCAUGCCCUCCCUGUGCCAACCACCGCGCACUCAAUCCAAUUACUACCGACACCUCCUGGCGCUCAACGAUCAGACAACACAUCUCUUGAACUCGUCGCAACCGCAGGUCUCAUCUCAACCCUCACAGCCAUCGCAAACUCAUCGCUUGACGCCCUUAGACCAGAGAGAGAGGUCCACUUCGGCGCCCAACGUCUGCUUCAAUCUAGUCUCUCAUAACGAUCUUACCAUCGAUGAGAUCCGUACACUCACUGGCGACUUACAGUGCGUUUAGUAACUUACAUCCGCCCCAUUCCUCUGGUACGAGAGCUACCAGUUCUACGUCGGGAUAUCAGAGCUCCUUAUCUCCGUCUCCAUCGCCCACAACCACCCAAUCGGCCGGCGGUUCGCCGACUGGUAUUCGUCAGCGCUCGCGGCCGAGGGCCCGAUCGGCCGACGAGUCCUCCAAAAAGAUUAGACCCAACUCUGGCGGACGCGAAUCGAUCGAAGACUGGGAGAUACCACUCAAAGAGAUACUUACGGGACCGCGAAUCGGGUCGGGCUCUUUUGGGACGGUAUACCAGGGUCAUUGGCACGGACCCGUCGCUCUCAAGAAACUUAAUGUCACGGAUCCCACACCCGCUCAGCUUCAGG
This is a messenger RNA of Oppiella nova, 1403 nucleotides long. Lineage: Eukaryota; Metazoa; Arthropoda; Arachnida; Sarcoptiformes; Oppiidae. The record is from the annotation of a GenBank genome assembly.